UACCAUAGCAGCGCCGAAAUACAGUGAAGCCAGCGUAAACAUAAGAUCCACUAUUUUAUUUAAAACAAUAAUAAAGAUUUCGCCGUCAGAUAGCUUUCACAAUAAAGAGAGGCAAUCGUGUUUUUGCGUAUUUUGAGCAUUGAGUGACUGCAAUGUCAGAAAAGGAAUGUGAAACUGUGAACCUUGAAGAGCAAAAAAUGUCAUCAGAAGCCAUUCAAAUAGAGACUGAGGAGGCUGAUGAAGAUCAAGAUGUUGAACACACGCAAGAGAUCAGUGUGGACGUCAUUACAAAUCCGGACACACUUUUACUAGAAGAAAACAGCGCUGAACCAACUUCUGAAGACCAAAGACAACAAGACGAUAUAAACAAACAAGGAAGUGAAAAUAAGAUCAUUUCUUCCAAUGAUGUUGGAAACUCAACAGCAACGGUUAAAAUCUUGCUGAUGCCAGAGAGGCACAUGAUAACUGUGGCCUUCACUAUUGGCCUCACAAUCCUGGACCUGAAAAAACAUUUCAGCUUUGAGAUGAGAGUCCCAUAUGACAUCAUACAAAUCACCCUAGACGAAAAAAAUGUUAAUGAUGAUCAGACACUGAUGGAUAUCGGCGUGCAGCCACAUGGGAUGAUCCAAUUCGAGAUGAGCUCGCUAGACCCAGAAAAUUACCCCAUGAGACCAGUCAAACCACAGCAAGAGUACAACAUGCCAGAUGUCAUUACUGUCAGAGUGCAAACAGCAGACACAUACCAGGAUGUGGUGGUAGAGAUUGAGAGAGCCACUCAGGGGAAGGCUUUUCUGGGAGGAUACCGUCACAAGUUGACCAACGCAGAGUAUCACCAUGCUGCUAUACAGACGGUGCCCAAGAAGAGGCCAGACAGAGGCAUUGAGAUGUUCAGCAGGGAUACACAGGUACACAUACUAUAACAUGCAUGAUUGUCAAGGAUCCUGAAGGAGAUCCCAAACACGAAAUGUAGGUUAAGGGGGUUUUAUUGACAGCAGUGGCAGAUUUAGAUAUGGGCGAUCACCCAGGGCG
Molecule: messenger RNA, 1029 nt
Organism: Danio rerio (zebrafish)
Lineage: Eukaryota; Metazoa; Chordata; Actinopteri; Cypriniformes; Danionidae
Source: RefSeq, a predicted model, not a curated record